Molecule: messenger RNA, 552 nt
Organism: Culicoides brevitarsis
Lineage: Eukaryota; Metazoa; Arthropoda; Insecta; Diptera; Ceratopogonidae
Product: helix-loop-helix protein ngn-1-like
Exons: 1
Coding region: 1-552 (183 amino acids)
Biological process (GO): positive regulation of transcription by RNA polymerase II; axon development; sensory organ development
Cellular component (GO): nucleus
Molecular function (GO): protein dimerization activity; DNA-binding transcription factor activity, RNA polymerase II-specific; E-box binding
Source: RefSeq, a predicted model, not a curated record
AUGUAUCAAGAACCGUGCAAUUACAACCAAUUUUUAUUACGCCAAAGCUCCGUGCAACGAAACAAUUUCCCCAACAACUUUUACAGUGAAUCAAGUGCUUCGGACGAAUAUUUUUCCGGAUCGAGUCCUGAUAGUUUUUACUUUUCCCAACACGAUGGAUAUCCGGAUUACGCGAAUUUUACCCCGAAUUAUGGCGAAAAGUUCGAAACGAACAACAAUUGUGACCAAAUUAAUUUCAACAAUCAAGAAAUUGGGGAAAAACGAAAAAAAUCCACGAAAAAGGCGCAAAAUAAAAAAUUGUGUCACGGAAAUUCCGACUCGGAAAUGGACAAAUUGAAUUUUUCGCAGCCAAUUGCACCGGAAGUGAUGCGACGAAGACGUUUGGCAGCCAAUGCCCGAGAACGGAGACGCAUGAACAGCCUGAAUGAUGCCUUUGAACGAUUGAGAGACGUCGUUCCAUCGCUCGGACACGAUCGGAAGCUCAGCAAAUACGAAACACUUCAAAUGGCGCAAACGUACAUAAAUGCCUUGAACGAACUUUUAAGUCGAUAA